AUGGAUCAUGUCAAUCUCGAUUGCCGAGACGACUCCUGCAGCCUUCUCCCCGUCGUGGCUGAUGGCGAUCUCGAGGGCUGUAAGUACUGCAUAUAUGAAGUGACCGGCUGCAAAGCGACUCAGUUCCCCGGGGCAUCGUCGCCUUGUUCCGCCGCGGCGGACAGAUUGGUGACGACGAAGAAGGAGUACCCCGCCGACCCGUUCCUCCCCGACGUCAACGACAGCAACAGCGUCUACGGCACCGAUGAGUUCCGCAUGUUCUGCUUCAAGGUGCUGCCAUGCUUCCGGGCGUACUUCCACGACUGGACUGCGUGCCCCUUCGUCCACCCUGGCGAGAGCGCGAGGAGGCGCGACCCGAGGAAGUACGCGUACAGCUGCUUCCCUUGCCUCCCCUUCAGGAGAGACGCGUGCCCCAAGGGCGACAUGUGCGAGUUCGCGCACGGCGUUUUCGAGCGGUGGCUCCACCCCAUGCAGUACCGCACCAGGAUGUGCAAGGAUGGGACGCACUGCGCUCGGCGCGUGUGCUUCUUUGCGCACACGUCGGAGGAGCUCCGCGCCUCGCUCGAGUGCUCGCCUUUUCUGCAGCUCCCUUGUGCAAAUAUAGCAUGGCCGGAACUGCAUCUUCUUGCUCUCGGCGAUCUCCAUCGUGUCAGAAAUCGAUCGUCUCUCCUCAAUGUGGAUGACCUCGCCCUGCUUCCUGAUUGCAGACUUCAGCAGAUCAACGAUUUGAGCUUGUUGCUUGGCCAAGAGUACCCAGCAACUUCCUUAGCUGGAAGGAAAUGCAGUAGUAGCCUCUUCUCUGCUGAGAUAUCUUCGCCACCGGGGUUCACAUCAGCUCAUCAGCUCGCAUCGUCUCCGCAGCAGCAUCAGAGUCCGCUGUUCUCUCCCAGAGCUAUGAAUCAUGGUCAUGAUGGGAAUUCCGCACCUUGCAUCAUUGAAUGGAGUUCCUGUCCCAGCUAUCCGAUCCCUGCUGCACUGACUCCACAGGAGAGACUGCAGCGACAUCUACCGGCCCUGAGCGCUGUUGAUGAUGGAUCGACUUCCAUUACCGGAUCAUCUGACUCCUCUCGGACCAACGAGUGGAUUGCACUAUCGAAGGAGAUAGAGCAGGAGGUGAAUGGUGAGGAGUUGGGACCGCAUAAGCGGUCGACGUCGUUUGAACUGGGAUGCCGCAGUGAGAAGGAGGUUGAUGUCUCCUGGGUGUAG
Molecule: messenger RNA, 1206 nt
Organism: Musa acuminata AAA Group (dessert banana)
Lineage: Eukaryota; Viridiplantae; Streptophyta; Magnoliopsida; Zingiberales; Musaceae
Product: zinc finger CCCH domain-containing protein 24-like
Exons: 1
Coding region: 1-1206 (401 amino acids)
Molecular function (GO): metal ion binding
Source: RefSeq, a predicted model, not a curated record